AAAUUGAUUUUUUCAUUGUCUGAUCUUCCUUUUUCCUUUGUCUUCCCCGAAAUAGAAAUAUUUAAAAGGAAAACAAGCUAAGCCCACCGCACUUUCUUGAAUUUUCUCUACCAUUUAGUACUACUUUUUAGCAAGAAACUAUAGUGUCGUCAAUGGUGUGUUUUUGUUUUCUGGUGGAUCAGAAGAGAGUAAUGAAAAAGACUAAACCAGUAGCCGGUUCCUGUUCCAGAUGUGGCUAUAGUGCUCAUGUUGCUGAUAUGUGUACGUUAACCAGAUUUUGUAAUAUACCUUUUUAUUGGAGAUCUUGGAAGGCUAUUGUCUGUUGUUUCUGUGGCGCCAUUCUCAAGUCUUACACAUAACCAUUAAUUCCUUUCUCUUCGAUUGUUAUAUGUGUAAUAUUUAUGUGUACCUUCGCACUUAACUUCAGUAAUAUUGUUCUAAAUAAUACAAAAUCCUGAUGAUCAAAAGGGGUUCAAUUGAAUCUCUCCGCUGAAUAAUAUAUUUUGCAUCAUGA
Molecule: messenger RNA, 514 nt
Organism: Lycium barbarum (goji berry)
Lineage: Eukaryota; Viridiplantae; Streptophyta; Magnoliopsida; Solanales; Solanaceae
Exons: 1
Coding region: 153-359 (68 amino acids)
Source: RefSeq, a predicted model, not a curated record